GUCCCAGCAUACAGUUGGGCAGGCGCAGAGCCAACCUGCUGGGUCGGUGUCCUCGAGCUCUUCAUCACCGCUGCCUCACGUCGCUACCUCGCGGAUCCUUCAGAUGAGAAAUGGCUGCAGCGCUGUCCCGUGCCCUCAAAUUGCCCGGGAAGAAGGGCUCAGAGCUCGGGGAGUACGACCCCCUAACCCAAGCAGACAGCGACGACGAAAGUGAAGAGGACGAUCUUGUGCUCAACUACCCCCGAAAUGGCCUCGGCAGGGACAGCUGCCUCGGCACGGGGUCCUCCAAGCUGCGGGGCGGCAGGUCCGGACGACUUAUGAGGGGUAAAGGUGAGGCACGGGAGGAUGAGGAGGAAGAGGAGGAUGAAUGGAGAGAGCGACUCCCUAGCAAAUCCAGGCAGGACAGAGACAACGCCAAAGGCAUGCAGUACUGGAGCCACAGGGACUCGGGCAGGGACAGGGCGGGGGAGGACAGAGCCGGGCCCGGUGCACUGGGCGGCGCCGGGCUGGGGGUUCGCAGUACCGACGCAGAAGAGAAGAGGAUGAGGAUGAAGAAUGCUGUCCGAAGUGCGUUUUUCUUGGUGCCUCUGGUCUGUGCCACAUUACUGGUGCUGUUAUGUGCAUUCCUGAUCCCGUGCCAGAAGGAAAAGAGGCAGCAGUGGGAGAGAGCACUGGGAGAUGCCGGAGGUGUCACUCCACCUGCACUGGCGUUGUGGGAUGUUGAUGGCGAUUCAGUGGAGGACGUGUUUCUCGGCGUUACCGAAUGGACCAAUGACACACAUCCCACACAAAGGAACAAAAUUUACAGUGCGGUGGCGCUGUCUGCAGUCAGUGGUAAGGUGCUGUGGAGGAAAGUCAUGGGGGAGUCUGUGAUGUACAUCCAGUGUGGUCUGCAGUACACUUCCCAGCCGUCACCUGUGUGUCUCCUCAUCAGCAAAUCCAUCCUCAUGGCAGUCAAUGGCACCACAGGGAAGAACGUAUCAUCAGUCCAGCUCAAGAACAUUGAAUCCCAGGCAGUGUUACUUCCAGACCUCCAGGGCGACUCUGUCCCAGAUCUGCUCAUAGCCACCCUGCCUGCAGAUGAGUCCUUGGAUCUCUCCCUGACCUUGAUCUCUGGGCUGACCGGGGCGCAGCUCGGACGUCCCGUGCCUUUCAACCUCACUGGACAAGGAAGGCUGAUCGGGCCGUUGCUGCAUGAGACACAAAAAGGGGCAUAUUACAUCCUCUUUGGAUUAGGCAAUGUAGAGGCCAUCUCUCUGCGUGAUAUUUACAUCCGUGCCACUGGCCAAAUGCCCCUAACUCAGGCACUUAAAAUUAGGGAUCCAGGCUGGGAGGAAUUCAAGAAAACCAAUUCGUCAUCCUUCAUACACAUUUACAGAGGAUCUGAGCGUGUGGAGUUCCUGCUCCCUCUUGUGGCUGAUUUUGGCAACAACCACAACAGCCUGGACUCUGUUGCUAACGCCACCAGAAGUGACUGGGUGCUAGUGUACGGCUCCAGCAAACUGUCAGUGCUCAAGCAGAAGGACAUUCGUAAAAAAUGGACCUUCAGUUCAGCUCCCAUUCACAGCCAACCAGCCCUGGGACACUUCAAUGAUGAUGGAGUCCUUGAUCUUUUCUUUCAGCAUUCAGCAAACGGUGUCAUGAAGGCGCAGGUCGUCAAUGGAGCAAAUGGGCACCUUCUCUGGUCAGCGGAGUUUGUGUGUCCUCAUCUUGUUUUGGAACCUUCUGCAAUUUCCACCUCGACCGGCCAAUCAACUUUCCUGUUUUGGGCCAGUGAACCAAUCAACGUGCAGAAGAAUGUUACCAAGACAACUGUUGCACCAGGUGUUGCUGCAGCAGAGCCACUCAUCAGAAAACUCUUCUUGCUGCACCCUACAUAUCCCACAAUCCUGGUGGAGCUUACUAGUACCACAGACACUGCAGUCACCUCUGCAGUGAGUUAUCAGGAGCAUCAGAAAGAUGCCUCCUACAUCACCGUAUCCUCCCGGCCCACACCUGACUCGGAGCCCAGCGCCCAGAUAGUCAAGAGCAUGAGCCUCAAAGCUGCCAUCGCCAAAGGACAAAUCGUCAGACUUGGGGAAACCAAUAAGACCGGGGGGGCGCCAGUUAAACCUGGCCUGUUUGAGGUCAACAAGUUCUUCAGGCGUCUGUCCUUCAAAUGUCAGUGAUGAGCCGCCGCCAAUGCUACCUUGCCUUGCACCACACGAAGCGGUACGACUGAAAGGGGCUCGUGUAUGGACGAAAGGGACAUAAGCUGUGGAGAGCUCUGCACUGAGGACACACUAAGAAUUCAUUUCAGCUGUUCAGUUCAUCCUGUUAGGUUCACUAAGUAUGAAUUUAAUUUCUGUUACUUGACAAAGAGAUUUCUUUAUUGUAAGUAUUUGUAGGCAGGGAUUUUGUUUAUAUUGUUUUGGUUUGUAUUAUGUUUGCACAAUGAAAAAAAGGCCUAUUUAAAUUAUUUAACAUGCAUAUAGGGAGGUCUGUAAAAUUUAAUUUGAUGUUUAUGAUUGUUUGGACUUCAUGGCAGAAGAAUAACUUUAUAUUUAUCACUGACAGUGAAGAUGAAAGAACAUUUAACUGUAAAUUUUACAGUAUACAUCACUUGUAUAACUCUUCCAAGGCCAGUAUAUUCAUGUGGUGUCAUCCCCCCAGUCACAUGCAAUCUGUCACGAAGCCACUAAUAUUGUUCUUCCUGCUCAUCACCAAGUUUAGUAAUAUAGGGAGGGAGGAAGUAUUUAAUCCUGUACAGUAUUUAUUGAUUUGCUGUAAAGUUUUGGUUUCUCUUGUUUGACCUAUCUUGUCAGAUUUUGUAUGGUUACAUAAUCAACCAGUUUAUUUUCUCUGAAUGUGUGGCUGCUACGGGUUAUGGCAUUUAAAUGUAAGCUGCAACAUCACAUAUUUGCAAGAGAAAGUAUGAAAACCACUUCUUUACCGAGA
Molecule: messenger RNA, 2937 nt
Organism: Lates calcarifer (barramundi perch)
Lineage: Eukaryota; Metazoa; Chordata; Actinopteri; Centropomidae
Gene: fam234b
Product: family with sequence similarity 234 member B
Exons: 13
Coding region: 111-2168 (685 amino acids)
Source: RefSeq, a predicted model, not a curated record